AUGUACCCUUCACAAGAGUGGUCGUUCGCUACGGACGAAAAAGCUGGGCGAGAUUCGCGACCGCCAACUCAGCUUCCCCGACGAGACUCGAGCAGCCCAAGGCGGACAAGGGAUCGUUCCCCCAUGACCUGUCGUCGGCUUCUAUCGGCCCAUAGAAGACAUAAGGAUACCCGCUCUGAGCUUGAACAAGCCUUGUCGACGCAGAAUAGAUAUCUGAAGCAACUUCUUGAUAUCGAGAAAGAGCGGUCAUUGGUGGAGACUGAAAUCGCCGAAGUUCAAGAGAAUAUUGAUCGACGAAAGGCCCUGAUCCAUGAUUUCACUUCCGCAACAGAAAGUGACAGCAAGCGCCCCGAUAAGGAGCCGUCUGAACCAACAGACAACCUCACCAUAAUGAGCGAUGAAGCGUUGGAUACCGUAGUUUUCUCUCGCCAGAGCCCUGAAGAGCCCUACCAACAGCCAGGCGUGGGGACAACAUCGUUCUCUCCUCCUAGUACUGUUCAAACGGCAGAUUCCCGGAAUCCCAUCUCAAGAAUCUUGUCCAACUCGUCAACCAAAAACAAAACCAACGAGGAACGUCUGCGACGAGCCAAUCUCGACAUAAGCACCUUGCCUGCCGAGAUCGACCUUGCAUACGAAAACUGGCAAAAGAGGGCACUGGUGCUGAGCGAACUGAAACAUCUGCAUCGAAGAGUCGAGGUGAGGUAUCAGGAAACGGUAUCAGAUGUAAUUUGGGAAGCGACACGAGACUCUCAGGCGUAG
This is a messenger RNA of Cryptococcus amylolentus CBS 6039, 759 nucleotides long. RefSeq lists its product as hypothetical. NCBI's taxonomy places the organism in Eukaryota, Fungi, Basidiomycota, Tremellomycetes, Tremellales, Cryptococcaceae. Bases 1 to 759 code for a protein of 252 amino acids. The record is from RefSeq and is a predicted model, not a curated record. The transcript has a single exon.